UGUGAUAUUUUUAAUGUGUAAAUAUUUUAAUUUAAGAAGUAAUAAACUCAUUUUAUUUUAUUUUAAACGUUCACUUCCAAUCGAUCGAGCACGGCAUAGUAAAAAAGGUCAACCAUUUUGUAUGGAACAAUAUUAUCGAUUAUUUAGUUCAUAUCGUUAUCCAGGUAAAACUAAAGAUAUACUUGUAACAACAUCUGAACGAGAUCCAUUCGAUCCUGAACAUAUUAUUGCUAUUUAUUUAGAUCAG
Messenger RNA from Schistosoma margrebowiei, 247 nucleotides. The record is from the annotation of a GenBank genome assembly. NCBI's taxonomy places the organism in Eukaryota, Metazoa, Platyhelminthes, Trematoda, Strigeidida, Schistosomatidae.